Geodia barretti is the source of this 580-nucleotide messenger RNA. The record is from the annotation of a GenBank genome assembly. NCBI's taxonomy places the organism in Eukaryota, Metazoa, Porifera, Demospongiae, Tetractinellida, Geodiidae.
UCCCAUGAUGAGGAAAUGAUUACCAAUAUUUGCCCAGCCCUACACUCCUCUGCUGCUACUGUGUUUCGCUGAGAAAGCAAUGUCUCUCUGGUUCCAUUCAGCAGGAGAAGGUUCCUGGGUCAACCAAUAGCUCUAUAACUCCUGCGGACACUAUGGAUAGCCCUAGUGGAUCUGAGUGUCCGAAAGAUGGCUCAGAGGAGUCCGGAGAGGAAUGUUUGGAGGGUGUUACUAUGGAUUGGUGUUCAGUCAUUUCAAAGAAGCUGCUACUAUACAGGUGGAGGGAAUAAUCAUUGCAGCCAUCCUGAAUGUACUAAUGAUCCAUCACUUGCCAGGAAGAAGUACACACCUUCAUUUGAGUUCUCCAUUCUUCACUCGAAGCUAAAAGAGGGGACAGACCCAAUUAAGAGUGCAAGAGAAUGGAUUUCUCAAGAUCUUUUGGUGAGUAUUAUAUACAGAUGUACCUGUAAAGAUACUACAUGCAUUUGCUGCUACGCUGUUACGCUGUUUACGUACGUUGAAAGCUGAGUUUCGUCUUUAUGUAUAUUAUUAGUUCAUGCACGCUGCUGUGUUCACCUUGUUA